This is a messenger RNA of Pangasianodon hypophthalmus (striped catfish), 7540 nucleotides long. It is a transcript of the gene itga1, whose product is annotated as integrin, alpha 1. Lineage: Eukaryota; Metazoa; Chordata; Actinopteri; Siluriformes; Pangasiidae. The transcript is spliced from 30 exons. Gene Ontology annotation, cellular component: external side of plasma membrane; integrin complex. Gene Ontology annotation, biological process: cell adhesion mediated by integrin; cell-cell adhesion; integrin-mediated signaling pathway. Gene Ontology annotation, molecular function: integrin binding. The record is from RefSeq and is a predicted model, not a curated record. The coding region runs from base 158 to 3715 and encodes 1185 amino acids.
ACUCAAAAAAGCAAGUCACAUUCUUCAGUAGUAUACACACACGCGCGCGCGCGCACACAGAAAUCCUGCUGCUGCGCUCUGGCACGCUCUCGCGCUGUUUAACGGGAAACCGCUUUUAGGCGCGCGAGACGAUACGAGAAGCACGAGACAGCUCGAAAUGCGCUCUGGAGAGCAAUGCUUAAGGCUCGCGGCACUGCUCGUGCUGCCGUCGUGUUUGUUGUCCUUUAACGUGGACGAGAAGAACGGGAUGUCGUUCAGCGGGCCGAUAGAAGACAUGUUCGGUUACACCGUGCAGCAGUUCAACAACAGCGAGGGCAAAUGGGUUCUGAUUGGUUCUCCUCUGAAGGGACAGCCAGCCCAGCGGACCGGAGACGUCUACAAAUGCCCUGUGGGUCACGGCAGUUCUUCCAGCUGUAUAAAAUUAGACCUGCCUGCGCACACAACAAUCCCAAAUAUACACGAAGUUAAAGAGAAUAUGACCAUGGGCACGACGCUGGUGGCCAAUCCGGAUGGGAACGGAUUUCUGGCGUGCGGUCCUCAGUACGGCUACAUGUGUGGAAAUCAGCAGUACAUCACGGGCAUCUGCUCCAACGUCAGCUCCUCCUUCCAGGUGCUCAACUCUAUCGCCCCGACCAUCCAAGACUGUAAGCAGGACAUGGACAUCGUCAUCGUGCUGGAUGGAUCCAACAGCAUUUUCCCUUGGAAACACAUCACAGAAUUUCUGGUCAAGUUUCUCAAAAAGAUCGAAAUCCCUCCAGCCAGGGUGGGCAUUGUGUCAUACGGAGAUGACGUCGGCCAUGUUUUUAACCUCAGCCAGUUCUCUAACACAGAAGACCUGGUUAAAAACGCAGCUGGGAUCAAACAGAGACAGGGCUUAAAAACCAUGACAGCGCUGGGAAUCGAUACAGCGAGGAAAGAGGCGUUCACUGUGGAGCGAGGAGCCAGACCAGGGGUCAAGAAAGUCAUGGUGAUUGUUACAGAUGGAGAGUCACAUGAUGACUACAGACUGAAAGACGUCGUCAAAGACUGUGAGGAGGAUGGGAUCGAGAGGUUCGCCAUCGCUGUUCUUGGUGAUUAUAACCGACAAAAUAAAAGCAAAGAGGAAGUGAAUAAAUUCAUUGAACAAAUCAAGUCCAUUGCGAGCAAUAAAACAGACGAUCAUUUCUUCAACGUGGAAGACGAGCGGGCACUGAUCACCAUCGUCGAUGCUCUAGGGAGCAAAAUCUUUGCAUUAGAAGCUACGUCUGGGAAUCACACGUCGUCUUUUGAAAUGGAGAUGUCCCAGUCAGGCUUCAGCGCUCACACGUCUAAAGCAGGUGUGAUGCUGGGCGCAGUGGGAGCGUACGAUUGGAACGGCACCGUCGUCAUGCAGUCGGGUAAUCAGUUUGUAGUGCCCAAAAACAACAUCUUUCACAACCCUCUAGUAGAGAGGUACCAAGGCAUGGCCGGAUACGUGGGUUACGAUGUGCAGUCGGCAUACACACCCUCUGGAGUUCUCUACAUCACCGGAGCUCCCAGAUACAACCACACUGGCCGAGUUAUUGUGUACCGCUUCAACGGGGAGAAGGUCACGGUCAUGCAGAACCUCGAAGGAGAACAGAUCGGCUCGUACUUUGGCAGCGUCCUCCAAACGCUGGACGUGGACGGAGACUCAUACACAGACCUCCUGCUGGUGGGAGCUCCCAUGUUCAUGGGGCCUGAGAGAGACGAGCAGGGACAGGUCUACGUCUACAAGCUCAACACGGAGGGCAUGUUUGAACACGAGAUGACCCUGCGGCCGGUAAACCAGACAUGCUGCACGGCGCACUCACACGCUUCCUGUACGAGUGUGAACAAGAACGAGCCAUGCGGCGCUCGCUUCGGUACGUCCAUCGCCGCUGUUCCUGACCUCAACCUGGAUGGCUUUAACGACGUGGUGAUCGGGUCGCCGCUGGAGAAUGACCACCGGGGGGCAGUGUACAUCUACCACGGCACUGAGCACACGAUACGAGAAAAAUAUGUCCAGCGCAUAGCUGCUGGAGGUGACGGAGAGAAGAUGAAGUUCUUCGGUCAGUCCAUUCACGGAAUCAUGGACUUAAAUGAUGACGGGAUUAUAGAUGUCACUAUUGGAGGUAUCGGAGGGGCUGCGCUGUACUGGUCUCGGGAUGUUGCCACUCUCCACGCCGAGAUGAGCUUCGAUCCCAACAAAAUCAACGUGCAGCAGUCGACGUGUCAAAUCCAUGGCAAGAACACAGUGUGUGUGAAGACCAAAGUGUGUUUCAGAUACAAGAUCAAGUCCGAAAAAGAGACGAACCCAAAGGACCCAAAGACAUUGAUCCACUACACUCUGACUCUUGAUUCUCUGCGUGCCCUUGCGAGAGGAAGAUUUAAUGGUACAGAUGAGAGAAAAAUCCAGAAGAACGUCAUCAUCAGAGACUCUCUGUGCAAUGAACUCUCCUUCUACAUGUCGGACAAAUUGGACUUUAGGGAUCCUCUGAUGGUGUCUCUGGACUUUGGGUUAGUGGAUGUAGACAGGGGCCCAGUGCUGGAUGGAACGUUACCUACAUCACUCAAUAAAACGCUUGCUUUAGUAGACUGUGGAAAUGAUGAGAAGUGCAUCGCUGAUUUACACCUCCAAGCUACACCGAAUGUCAGCAGCCUUGUCAUUAAGGCCUACCAUGAGAAGUUCCAUGUCAGCAUUAACAUCAUGAAUAGUGGAGAUAAUGCGUACAACACCAAGGUCACACUCAGCACCACGGAAAACAUCAACUACGUCAAAGUGGAGCCUAAAGAUAAAGACUGUGAGUUGAAUCAUACCAAGGCUGCGUGUGCAGUAGGAUACCCUUUCCUCAAAUCCAAUGUAUCGGAAGUCUUCAAGAUUCUCUUUGAGGUCAAUCCAUCUCACAUUCGCAAAGACAUCAUCAUCAACGUCACUGCGACCACUGAUAGCGAAGAGCGCAAGUCGGUGCUUCAGGACAACUUUGUACAGAUCUCCAUCCCGGUGAUAUAUGAAGCCAGUCUGACCUUCACUGCGAAACUGAGCAUGAAGGAGAAUCAUAUAACCCUGAAGGAGGGAGAAACAGCACCGACUGUCAUCAACGACACCAGCAUGAUUGGAGAAGAGAUGAACAUCAGUUAUACGAUUGAGAGAGAUGCAGAGACACAGAGUCCUCCUCUCAGUCUGGCCAUCACGUUUCCAUACAUGACACAGGCAAAGAACAUCCUGCUCUAUCUGACUCGCCUCACUUCCUCAGCCAAUAUCAAAUGUAAUGCGCUCGUUAACCCUGAGAACAUCAGCCAGACAAAACAGUUCACCCAUAUAGCUAAAGCUGAGACACUCAGUGACUAUCUGUUGAGCUGUAAAGAGAACGCGAACCCCUGCAGGUCGUUCAGCUGUGAUAUUCCUCCUGCCAGAUUCAACCAGGUCAACGUCACCUUCAGAGUCUGGAAGCAGACGUUCAUCCACGGCGAGUUUUCCAGUCUCUUCUUAACAGUUCACGCUAAAUUGGAGAAUAAGGACAAGGCUUUCUUCCAGUUAAGCAAAAGCGACGAAAACAGAGAGGUGCGUGUGCAGAUCUCCAAAGAGUCCCGAGGUGGAAUUCCUUUGUGGAUCAUCAUCCUCAGUAUCCUCAUAGGACUACUAAUACUGGCACUGGUUAUAUUUUGUCUUUGGAAGUUUGGCUUCUUUAAGAGAAAAUCAGUGGAAGACAUGAAGGAGGAUAUGAGAGACAGUUAAAGGCUCCAGUCUUCAGGUCUGCAGCCUUCAAAAGCCCUCAGGUCAAACUCACACUCACAGACCCACAGAGAUGCUACACAUUACAGUUUAACAGAAUGGACCAGAAGCAUCACCAACAUCCACCUGAAGAUCUUGAUACGGAAGAUGUACUCUAGAUUGUUUGGAUUUUCAGGAUGGCUUCUCAACCUUGAAAGUCAGCAGUUGGACUUUGGGUUGUCGUCUUAUAUAUGCAUCAUGCUUUAUGCCUUUCAAAACCCAGCACAAGAGCGCCACAUUUUAACAUUGGAGUAAGCUAGUGUGAGUUAUCACUCAAAAAUAUGCCUUUUUUUCCCCCCAAAAAAAACAGCAGUUGAGCCAAUCGUCAUAUGAAUCUGGAAUGAUUGACAAUCGUGUAGGUGUUUUAAACUGUACGAUAUUUACCGAUGCCCCCUGAAAGCCCCGCCCCCUUCUCCCUAUCAUAUGCGCCCUCGCCAUCUGUCAAAGUAAAUGGAGAAUAUUUGGAGUUCAUUACCGGGAAAUAAAAUCUAUCAAUUUAUAUUACACUUGUAUGUACAGCUAACAUUAGACAAGAAUAUAGUGAAAAUCCGUUAGCUAUAUUUAUUAAAGAUGCCACUGAAAUCUUUUGGCCAGAAGAGAAAAAAGGCUGAAAAUCUACAAAUAAUCAUCAGACAUAUUCAAACAGCACACUCAAGCCCACUGCAGUAGAAACUGGAGUGUGCGUAUAUACAGAGUUUUAUGGUAACCACCAAGCCUUUUUUUGCCCCAUAAGCAUAGUGAUUACCGUAAAACCCUCAUGCAUAUGUGUACUCCAAUUUCUACAAGACAAGAAAUGUAUAUAUUAUUCCUCUUCAGGGUUAGCAGGUCUGCAAAGCCCAUUUGGUGCUCUAUGACCAACUUAACAGAAAUUGUGAUAUAGUAGUGAAUUUCAGCUAAAUGGAAAUCCAAAUCCAAACCAAAGCAGCUGUUUUAUAUAACUAUGUAUAAACCCUCAAAACAGAUCACAUCAAAUCUUCUCCAGUGCUCAGAGGCCAUGUUGUCUAAUCUAACCAUGCCAUUGGAUAUCUUUAUACCAAUGAAAAAUGACAAAAAGAAUGGAAAAUCCCACCAAAUCUGAAGAUUUCAUCAUAUCCUCUGCAUCACAUUUCACACCGGAGCUUCUUUAAUGCCCUUCAGCCAUGCCCUCAUGUCUCAGCUACACCAAUGGAGGCCUUUACAUGAAUAAACGACAUUUUUUUUUUAAUCGUAAAAUAUAUAUAUAUAUAUCAUUUGUGCUCAAUAUAUAGCUAGUGUUGUUUCUUUAAGGCUAACUGACUGUUUUGGCACAUUCCUCUGCUUUUAUGCAGCAUUUGACACUGAUAUUCAUGACAUUCUUCAAGUUUUUCCUCACCGAAGUGCUGGGGGAUCUGACUGAUUGUACUGUAAAUGUAUAUAAGAGUAAAAUUGUAUAUAGAGCGAUGUUUGCAAUAAUACUUGUAAUUUAAUGACUAUCAGAAUGAUCAAUAACCCCUUGUUCCUAUAGUAAUGGAAAACACACUCUACUGCAAAGUCCCUCGGGGGGGUUCAGAUUACUUAGAAUUCAAGUUAGUUUUUAGUAGCAACUGAAAAUCUGUAAAUUUCUUAAAAUUGGAAACAUUUAAUUUAAUUGUAAGUCUGCCCCUAUUUUUUUCUUUUUAAUUAGUGCUUUUUUUUUAUGUUACAUUCCGCUGAUGAGUUUGCUCACGAAACAACCUACUAUUAACAAAUGUUAUGCAGUGUACAUGUUUUCCAGUUGUUGUUGUUUUUUUAAAAAAAUUUCUGCUUUAUAAUAUUGCAUAGUUUUUCCAUCAUUGUUUCAGCUCUUGUCUUGGGCUAAUCAUGUGCCGAUAACCAGUUGUACAAUUUAUUGCGUUAUUCAACACAAACAUUGGCACUUCACUAUUCCUUCGUUACGUUGAUGUGAAGGCUGUAUGUUUUGAUUAACAGCCAUGUUUGGGUCAGAAUUCAUUUCCAUGAAUAAAAUCAGCUAGCUGAGGUAGCACCACCUGAAGGUAACCCACCGCAAUAAAGGUUCCUUUAAUGUUAAAAUGCUACCCAGUAAUAUAUGAUGAUCAAAGCAUGAAGAGAAACAAAUCAUUAUCAUUAUAUGACAAGACCAAAAUUGCGCAUUUAGAUCUCGAACACAACCACAGACUUAAGCACGAUUCAGAAGUCAGGAAAGAGUUUCGUAUGUGAGGUGGAGUUUGCCUGAAACGGAGGCAUAUAUUUAUGCUUUUGGACUGUAACAACACUCAAAGCCAAUAUUAAAUGUAUAAAUUUGACGCAGUGGUGCAGCAGGUAGCAUUGCUGUCUCACUGUUCCAGGGUUACCAUUUGAUCCUGAGCUCAGGUUACCAUGUGUGUGAAGUUUCAUAUGUUCCCUGUGUGUUAAUAUGGGUUUCCUCCAGAUUCUCUGGUUUCCUUCCACUGUCCAAAAACUUGCAGAUAGGUGGACUGGCUACGCUAAAUUGCCCUAGGUGUGAGUGUGUGUGUGUGUGUGUGUGUAUGGUGUCCUAUGAUGGCCUGGCUUCCCAUCUCUGUGUUACCAGGCUUGUUACCUCUGUGACCCUUACACAACCCAAAUAAUAGGAUGUGCAGGAUCAGGUGCUAUUCAGCAACUAUUCAUACACCAAUAUAUUAGUGAUGUACUAGACUCCUAUUAGAUAGAGUUUGAUCCUUGUCAUUUCCUUAUGUGUUACAAUUCAAUUAGAAAAGAAAAAAAAAACAGUUUCCUUCUUCAGUCCGUAUUUUCUAUCCCUGAUUUUUUUCUGUCUUAAAGGCAUGUGUUCGUGUUUAAAGGUGGUGGACUAGAUACUAUUAAAAAUCCUGUCUCUGAUGCUUCUACUGAAGAAAAUCUGGCAAUCUUAGAGGCAUAAAAUAUAUACAGGUAUUUUGGAUAAUGAAAUCAAACUUGAAUGCAUAUGAAAUGCAUAACUCAGCUCUGAAUACAUGUAACCUUGCCUGUGUAAAUGAUGUAAAUUUUGGAUGUUUUAUAAAUAACAGGACACCACAUGACUGCGUCAGCUCGUCAGCUCAACUGAAUGCUAGCAAUGAAUUAACUGCUGAAUUAAUUAACUUCAUUAAUUGUAUAUGACUUAUGCAUUGCUUAAAGUGCCAAUGUUUUCUUAUAACAAUAGGUUUUUUGCAUUUCUUUCAACCAAGUUACUGUUUGUAUGACAUCCUUCUUCUGCUCCAUGUCACCAAAUGGUACGGGAAUUACAGCUGCCUAUAAAUCUGACAUAAUUAAUCCGAAAAUCAGUUACAUUUAAUUGAGGUUUCCAACUGUGUGUCCAGACUAGUGUGUUGUACAAUCCACUGUUGUGAUUCAGGAUUUUUAAAACAUCCUCUCUGAGAACUGAAAAUGCAUUGUAAAAAGGCAUUUUCUAAUGUCUAAAAUGUAUUAAUGAUUCAAUUAUUCAUGUCUAGAUUGUGAAAAACUGUUUCUGUUAUUGUGUUUUUUUAACAUUUCUGAUUCAGCCUUUUAUUUCUUUUUUAUUUUUGUCCACUUUCUUUCUUAAAAAACACACAUGCUAUGUUGAAUUUUGUUUGAUUAUAUUAUACAUGAGCUCAUCCCCAUUGGCAUCAGCACUCCACUUCUGCAAGCACAUGUAUUAAAGAAAAUACAGGCACGUUUAGGGUGUGAGAAAGAGAGAUUUUUGUUUAAAGUCACUGCUGUGAACCAAGUAAUGCACUGGUUUUGUCAUACUGUGUAUAUAUUCCUCUUGUUAGCACGGAUUUGAAAAGGAUUGCACAUUAUGUCUGGAACAAUAUGCACAUGAAAUAAAUACGUGUUUGUUUGUUUUUUUAAUGA